GAUGUUGUCUACUUUUCGCUCGGACAGCAGCUCGUUAGCGGUAAUUUUUCCGUUCUUGAAGAUUUAUUUAUAAUACACAUUUUUGGGUGAAUGCGAUUAUUUAAUAUUAAUCUGAUCGGAAGCGACUGUUGACGAGCGAUAGCUUUGUUGACGAAAUUACGACAACAGUGUGCAACAGGACUAAAUGAAUUUAACAAAUAAAACUAACCAGGUCUGCGUUAAAGAAUCGGUAACUGAUAUUUGUGUUUAUUGUCUUUUAUCGCCAUUCGUUAACUUAAUAACUUUUUAUUUCACCAGCUAGCUGAUUCGCUAAUGUAUGUUUAUGUCACCACAACCCAACAUAACGGUAAUAAUAGGAGCAGUUGGUAAAGACAUGAAUUCAUUUUCCCCUUGAAGCUAGAUCCGCGGCUGAAGCUGGUUAUCUGUUCCAAGUGGAAACCCCUCGCGUUGCUGUCCAGUCAGUAGACCCGGCUCGGUUCGCGAGCGAGCCGACGCCCACGUGCUGCCAUGGUGUGCCCGGUGCAGUUUUUGUGCCGGGCACUCCGCACUGUGGGCCUUGUCCUUUUUUAUUAUGUCUUCUCCAUUGGCAUCACGUUUUACAACAAAUGGCUGAUGAAGGACUUCCAUUUCCCUCUCUUCAUGACCCUGGUGCACCUGGUCAUGAUAUUCUGCUUCUCUGCACUGGUACGUUCAGCAAUGCAUUGCUGGACUGGCAAACCCAGAGUUUUAAUGAGCUGGAAAAUCUACAUCACCAAAGUGGCCCCAACGGCCCUGGCUACAGCCUUGGACAUAGGCCUGUCUAACUGGAGCUUCUUGUUCAUCACCAUCAGCCUAUACACCAUGACCAAGUCUUCAGCUGUUCUGUUCAUCUUGUUCUUCUCUCUGAUCUUCAAGUUGGAGGAACCCAACCCAUUCCUGAUCGUGGUGGUUCUGCUAAUUUCCAGUGGCCUGUUCAUGUUCACCUUCGAGUCUACCCAGUUCAACCUGGAGGGCUUCAUGAUGGUGCUUCUGGCCUCCUUUAUUGGAGGCAUACGCUGGACCCUCACACAGGUUCUCAUGCAGAAAGCUGAACUGGGUCUUCAGAAUCCAGUGGACACCAUGUAUCACCUUCAGCCACUCAUGUUCAUGGGUCUUUUCCCCCUGUUCGUCUACAAUGAAGGUUUGAACCUUAGCACCACAUCGAAGCUCUUCCGGGUGAGUGAGGUGUCUGCACUCAUAUACUCCCUGGGCACGUUGUCAGUGGGUGGCAUUCUUGCCUUCGGCCUUGGUUUCUCUGAGUUCCUGCUGGUCUCCCGUACCUCCAGCCUUACACUGUCCAUUGCAGGCAUAUUUAAGGAGGUGUGCACUUUGCUGCUGGCAGCAGGGUUUAUGGGGGACAAGAUGGGUGCUCUGAACUGGCUAGGCUUUGUCAUUUGCCUGUCUGGGAUCUCACUACAUGUAGCUUUGAAGACCUACUUCUCCAAAGGUAAGAGCACCACCCUCAGGCAGUUGCCCAAUAAAGAGAGUCCAGACCUGGAACUUCCACUAUUGCUCAAAGGCCAAGAGGAUGACAGUGAAGAUGCUGAAGAGGAGGAACAGGAGAUCCUGCAUUGACUGAUGGGCAUAGGGGAAAACUCCAUUGCUGUUUUCAGGCACACACGAGGAAUUUUGGACUGUGGAUCCACCACAGUUAGUUUUGCAGCAAACAUUGCAACUGCCUGGUAGAGGCCUUACAUAUUUUUUAAAUUAUAUCCUAAUGAACUACCUGCUUCUCUGAGUUUCAAUGAAAAUUUAUUAUAAUUAAAAUCAAUUGAUAUAUCAACAACCAACCUGUGUGCCUAAGAAAACAAGGCAUGUGAAAGAAGAUUGUUCCUUCUGGUGGCCAGCGAACCUUAACUGCCUUGCCUGUAAGCAAUAUGUUUUCUAGAGACCAAAACAAAUAUUUUGUUUGUUUUCAUUAUUUUUAAAUAGGACCGACAGUUCUGCGUAAUAAUUUGAAAUUGUUUUGAUAAUUUAUUUAAAGCUGUAGAAUAUA
Molecule: messenger RNA, 2014 nt
Organism: Brienomyrus brachyistius
Lineage: Eukaryota; Metazoa; Chordata; Actinopteri; Osteoglossiformes; Mormyridae
Gene: slc35h1
Product: solute carrier family 35 member C2
Exons: 10
Coding region: 508-1593 (361 amino acids)
Biological process (GO): UDP-glucose transmembrane transport
Cellular component (GO): cis-Golgi network; endoplasmic reticulum-Golgi intermediate compartment; Golgi apparatus
Molecular function (GO): antiporter activity
Source: RefSeq, a predicted model, not a curated record